AUGCAUACCUCUUCCUUCUUCGUCUUCCUCGGCCUUCUCGCAUCGUUGAUGAGCAGUGCUAUAGCCACCACCUACUACCGAGGCGAUUCACGCAGUCCAAAGACAAUCAAGGAGGCCGGAGGAUUUAAGGCCAAGGGCUUCAACAACCCAGAGGGCACCUUGUUUGAGCACGUGGAAGGAACGUUGAAGCACCCUUCCAGGGACCCAUUCAUCUCUGUCUCAACCGAUAUCUCUGUCUCCGAGAACCAUGCUGGAAAUGGCUACCUUUACACCCUUGACUCCACCAAAAUCACCGAAAAGAUCUAUGAUGUAGCAGAAGCGUACAAGGAAGCAGGCAAAACGUAUGGACAUGCCGACGAAAAGGAAUCUUCGGUCGAACACUUGAUCCCUUGGACCGCAGUCACCAAGGUUCAGAAGAAGAAGGACGGGGAGUGGAAGACCCUCAAAAUGCCGACUAAGCGAGCAAUUGAAUUUCUCGCCGAAGAUGUCUUCGUGGAAUGA
Penicillium odoratum is the source of this 501-nucleotide messenger RNA. RefSeq names its product Heat-labile enterotoxin A chain. The record is from RefSeq and is a predicted model, not a curated record. The transcript has a single exon. Bases 1 to 501 code for a protein of 166 amino acids. NCBI's taxonomy places the organism in Eukaryota, Fungi, Ascomycota, Eurotiomycetes, Eurotiales, Aspergillaceae. Gene Ontology annotation, molecular function: toxin activity.